Paramecium sonneborni is the source of this 546-nucleotide messenger RNA. The record is from the annotation of a GenBank genome assembly. Lineage: Eukaryota; Ciliophora; Oligohymenophorea; Peniculida; Parameciidae.
AUGGAUAAAGAUGAUUUAUUUAAUAUCUAAGAAUCUCUUUAAUCUCCUGAGGAAGAAUUGAAAAAAUAAAAUGAUAAAAAGAAAAUGAAAGUUUAAAUAUAUGUAUGUGAAGGAGCUUAUGAAUAAUUAAAAGGCUAUUCCUAAUUUAUGCAAUUAAACAUUCAAAAUAGCUUUAUCAUUCCUACAACUUUAAAAUAAGCAAAUAUAAACAGGUUAAAUGAAUUAAAUUAAUAAUCUAUUGAUAAUGGACAUAAACUUUAGAGCUAAAACUUAAACAAAGAAAAAAUUGAUAGCUUAAUUAAUACAUUUUUAGAAUCACAAAAAUAAGAAUAACUCUAAAUUAAAACUGAACCAUAACCAUAACUAUAACCUUAACCUCAAAAUGAAAUUAAAAAUCAAUAAAAAAAAUAGAUGAUCUUCAGAUCAAUGUAAAAUUAUCAACCAAAUAGAAACUCAUCAUCAAAAUUGUAAUAACAUUUUUUAAAAACUGAAUUUUGCUAUGAUAGAGUAGUUUUAAAUAGAAUUACUUAAUAUUUCAAAUUCUGA